CGCGCGCCCGCCCGCCCGCUCGCCCCCGGCCCCGGCUCCUCCUCCUCCUCUUCUCGCCAUUGCAGUUGGACUCAGCAGCCCGGUGCGCACCGCGUGGCUUUUGGGGGGAGACCCCGGCGGGCUCUGGUAGGAGGGCGGCGGCUGCGGUCGGAGAAGGGGACGCGGACAAGAUAGUUGAAGUAUUAUUGAUAACACCAAGGAAAAUCUGUCACAAUUUGAAAAGAUAAGCAAAAAUUUGAUUUCCAGACACUACAGAAAAAGAAGUAAAGAUGCGUCCAGUGCGAAUUUUUGUGAAUGACGAUCGCCAUGUGAUGGCAAAGCAUUCUUCCGUUUAUCCCACACAAGAGGAGCUGGAGGCAGUCCAGAACAUGGUGUCCCACACGGAGCGGGCUCUCAAAGCUGUGUCCGACUGGAUUGAUGAGCAGGAGAAAGGCAGCAGCGAUCACACCGAGUCCGAGAAUGUGGAUGUGCCCCCGGAGGACGAGACCAAAGAAGGGGCCGGGGAGCAGAAGACAGAGCACAUGACCAGAACCCUAAGGGGCGUGAUGCGUGUUGGCCUCGUGGCAAAGGGCCUGCUGCUCAAGGGGGACCUGGACCUGGAGCUGGUGCUGCUGUGUAAGGAGAAGCCCACGACUGCCCUCCUGGACAAGGUGGCUGACAACUUGGCCAUCCAGCUUGCUGCUGUUACAGAUGACAAGUACGAAAUACUCCAAUCUGUCGACGAUGCUGCGAUUGUGAUAAAAAACACAAAAGAGCCUCCAUUGUCCCUGACCAUCCACCUGACGUCCCCCGUUGUCAGAGAAGAAAUGGAGAAAGUAUUAGCUGGAGAAACGCUAUCAGUCAACGAUCCCCCGGACGUUCUGGACAGGCAGAAAUGCCUUGCUGCCUUGGCGUCCCUCCGACACGCCAAGUGGUUCCAGGCCAGAGCCAACGGGCUGAAGUCGUGUGUCAUUGUCAUCCGGGUCCUGAGGGACCUGUGCACCCGCGUGCCCACCUGGGGUCCCCUCAGAGGAUGGCCCCUCGAGCUUCUCUGUGAGAAGUCCAUCGGCACAGCCAACAGACCAAUGGGUGCCGGCGAGGCCCUGCGGAGAGUGCUGGAGUGCCUGGCUUCAGGCAUCGUGAUGCCAGAUGGUUCUGGCAUUUAUGACCCUUGUGAAAAAGAAGCCACUGAUGCUAUUGGGCAUCUAGACAGACAGCAACGGGAAGAUAUCACACAGAGUGCGCAGCACGCUCUGCGACUUGCUGCUUUUGGCCAGCUCCAUAAAGUCCUGGGCAUGGACCCUCUGCCUUCUAAGAUGCCCAAGAAACCAAAGAAUGAAAACCCAGUGGACUACACGGUUCAAAUACCCCCCAGUACCACCUAUGCCAUUACGCCCAUGAAACGCCCAAUGGAGGAAGAUGGGGAGGAAAAGUCUCCCAGCAAAAAGAAGAAGAAGAUUCAGAAGAAAGAGGAGAAGGCAGAGCCUCCGCAAGCGAUGAACGCCCUGAUGAGACUGAACCAGCUCAAGCCAGGGUUGCAGUACAAACUGGUUUCCCAGACCGGCCCAGUCCACGCCCCCAUCUUCACCAUGUCUGUGGAGGUAGAUGGCAACUCAUUUGAGGCCUCUGGGCCCUCCAAGAAGACUGCCAAGCUGCACGUGGCCGUGAAGGUGUUACAGGACAUGGGCUUGCCCACGGGCGCUGAAGGCCGAGACUCCAGCAAGGGGGAGGACUCAGCUGAGGAGACAGAGGCAAAGCCAGCUGUGGUGGCCCCUCCUCCUGUGGUGGAAGCUGUCUCAACCCCCAGCGCUGCCUUCCCCUCUGAUCCCACUGCCGAGAACGUAAAACAGCAGGGGCCGAUCCUGACUAAGCAUGGCAAGAACCCUGUUAUGGAACUUAACGAGAAGAGGCGUGGCCUCAAGUACGAGCUCAUCUCAGAGACGGGGGGCAGCCACGACAAGCGCUUUGUCAUGGAGGUCGAGGUGGAUGGACAGAAGUUUCAAGGUGCUGGCUCAAACAAAAAGGUGGCGAAAGCAUAUGCCGCCCUUGCUGCACUAGAAAAACUGUUCCCCGAUGCCCCUCUCACCCUUGAGGCCAACAAGAAGAAGAGAGCCCCUGUGCCUGUGAGAGGUGGACCGAAAUUUGCUGCUAAGCCACAUAACCCUGGGUUCGGCAUGGGGGGCCCCAUGCACAAUGAAGUGCCCCCACCCCCCAACCUCCGAGGACGAGGAAGAGGAGGGAACAUCCGAGGUCGAGGGAGAGGGAGAGGAUUUGGUGGCGCCAACCAUGGAGGCUACAUGAAUGCUGGCGCCGGGUAUGGCAGCUACGGGUAUGGUGGCAACUCAGCGACCGCCGGCUACAGUCAGUUCUACAGCAACGGAGGGCAUUCUGGGAAUGCCGGUGGUGGUGGCGGCGGCGGGGGCGGUGGUGGCUCUUCUGGCUACGGUUCAUACUACCAAGGUGACAACUACAACUCACCAGUGCCCCCGAAACACGCCGGGAAGAAGCAACCGCACGGGGGGCAGCAGAAGCCCUCCUACGGCUCGGGCUACCAGUCCCACCAAGGCCAGCAGCAGUCCUACAACCAGAGCCAGUACAGCAACUACGGCCCCCCACAGGGCAAGCAGAAAGGCUAUAAUCAUGGACAAGGCAACUACUCCUCCUACUCAAACUCCUACAGCUCACCUGGAGGUGGGGGCGGAUCAGACUACAGCUACGAGAGCAAAUUCAACUACAGUGGUAGUGGAGGCCGAAGCGGUGGGAACAGCUACGGCUCAGGCGGGUCAUCCUACAAUCCAGGGUCACACGGGGGAUACGGCGGAGGUUCUGGGGGCGGCUCCUCAUACCAAGGCAAACAAGGAGGCUAUUCGUCACAGUCGAACUACAACUCCCCGGGGUCCGGCCAGAAUUACAGCGGUCCUCCCAGCUCCUACCAGUCAUCACAGGGGGGCUACGGCAGAAACGCAGAUCACAGCAUGAACUACCAGUACAGAUAAAGCCCCCGAGGGGUGAAGAUUUGUACCUUCUGCACUUACCCCCCUGUUGUAAGAUUCAGUUUUUGCAUCACAGUUAACAUGUCAACCGGCCUCUCCAGGCCCCUCCGCCCUACCCUGUCCACGUUGCCGUGUUGUGAGGUGCCGCUGGUCACUCCCGUGACCCGUCCUGUGACCCAUAUUUAGCUGUGUUUGGGACUCUGUGUCUUCAGUGGUUUGUUAGUUGCCAUUACAACUUUGUCUUGAGUAGAGUUUUUUGAGUUCUUGCAGUUAAGUAUCCCUCUGUCUAUUUACAAUUGGUGUUAGUGUUAACUCAGUUUGUCUUUAAAUAGUUACGGAAGGGAUACGUCAUCUGUUAAUGCUUUUGUGAAGUGAGUUAAACGAGCUUUCUGUAUUUUAAUGCUUUAGUGUUUCAGUUUUAUAAGUGAAGAUUUUAUUUUAAAAACCAAUGGGAAAAGAGUGGGGUUUUUUUGUAUGUCUGGAUCAUUCAGGCAGUACAUCUGAAUUGAGCUGAAUGUAGACAAAUAAAGAAAAACAAAACUCCACGCCUGUCGUAGGCCUGGGUGUCUGGCCCACCAGCAGCAGGAGGGGCAGGUUCCUCCACUCUGUUCCCAGCACAGGAAGGCAGGGUGUGAGGGGGCAGGGUAGUCCCUGGUCACCAGCGAAGGGCCAGGGCCAGCAACCCAGUUUCCUGGGAGCCUGUAGACCUGGUGUCCCAGCUCUCCCGGCGGGCUGCAGAGCAACUUUGGUGGCCCACGCUGCUGUUUGGGGUUUGCUCACACAGUUGGGUAUGCUUUGUUUUCUGCUCCAUGUAUUCUAAUAUAGUUUUAGGUGCAAUUUCAGGUCGCCGUGGAGUAAAACGUCCUUGUAGGUUUGGUACACAUAACCUAAUUUGAAAAAGCCGAGUUGAAUCUGGCUGAAGGAUCCCAAGAUCUGGGGAAUCCAGCCACAGAACCACCCAUGUCAGGACGGCGCUUUGUGUCUGCAGCAGCUUCGGUCUCUUCCCUGGCGCCGCCCCUGCCCAUAGCGUGCUCCACAGAGUGUGCUGUUGGCAUGCUUUUCAAUCCUGGGUAAUUUUGCAGUGGUUGGGGGAUGUUUGUCACCCGUUGGGUAGAGGCCAGGGAUGCUGCUAACCAUUCUACACUGAAGUAUCAGCAGUGCACAAGUGAAGGAACCCUUGUCCAGGGCAGCCCUUCUCAACUCUGGCCCUGCCCCAGGGAGAGAGUGGGGGCCGUGCCUGGAUUGCCUUUACCUGGCUGCCUGGAAAUAGCCUCUCAGUGAGGCCUGGGACUGCAUCUCUGCAGGAACCACCCGUCUAGUCUUGCUGCCUCUCUACUCUUUCAGACCAGGUACUGUUCAAGAUCUGAGCCCCAGGUGGCCCCUUGGCCUCCCAUGCUUGCUUAACCGUGACCAUUGGGAGAAGCGUGAACCAUUCUUGACUCACUCAGCUGAUGCAGAAAACCCAGUGUGCUUUCAAAGGAUGAAGAUCUGCUUUUUGGGAAGGUGAAAGAAAGGUGUUCUGCGCUACAAAAGAAAACAUCGGAGGAAUUUUGCUUAUUGCCAGAGCAUAGGCGGCCCCAGAUGCCAAAUGGUCCAGCCUGGGGACCGGGACCCACAGUGCAAACAUUCGUGUAGGUGAAGUGCCCUGGGAUCCCUCAAGCGUGUACACUAGGUGGAGACCAGCCACAGACCCGAGGGAUGGCUUCCAACCUCGACUCCUACCAGACACAUCCAGGGGAUGGACAGGAGGAGACCCCACACAAGAUCACUUGGACCUUGUGUUUGAGAUGAGACGGUAAAAGCUGUGGACAGGAGCAGUGUCACUCAGAAGUCCACAGGAAGGAACACUCCUGUACUGCCUGUCGGAUGCCUUCAACUCUGGACCUGCAUUCUCAACACAGGUUUCAUCGUUGGUUUCCCAAGCAGCAACCAUCACCACCGUUCACAUUUCUGAAUGCAGACUCACUGCAAAGACAGGAACCUCAAGGUGAGAGAAGCCAGCGGAAAAAGAUGUCCCUGUGGUGACAAGUCCUCAGGGCAUCGGGACUUGCUGCCGUGUUCUGCUGUUGCAGGGAGGGGCCAGGCCCCUGAUGGCUUAUCUUUCACGGAUGCCUGUCUGAAUCCCACCCAUGGUCAGGACAAGUUUAUUGCCAAAAAGAGAGCGUUAACUGGGAAGCAAGCCGGCUUUCCCCUUGUCUCAUUUUCUGGUGGCUCCAGGCGUCCCUUGACUUCUGACUUCAUCGCGCCAGUCUCUGCCUCUGUCUUCACUUGGCCUCUUCCUGUGAGUCUCUGAGUCUCAAAACUCCUUCCUUAUGUAAGGACACCAGUCAUUGGAUUUGGGGCCCACCCUAUUCUAGGAUGAGUUCAUCCCAAGAUCCUUAAAAACGUCUACAAAGAUCUGUCUCCAACUAAGGUCACGUUCACAGAUAUCCGCGGUUAGGACUUGGACAUACCUUUUGAGGGUACAGUACAAGGCUGGGUGAAGGUUUCACCCCCACUGAUGCUGUCAGCCCUGGGAGUUUGUCGGCCACAGAUAGGAUUACCAUAGUCAGGCCUCGAUGGCACAGCGCCAGCAGCAUCUUUACAGCAUGGUGGGUACCUGUCCUGAGGAGACAGCUCGUAAGCACAGAUCACUUGGCAUCUUGACCCUGCUCAGGGAGCUCGGUGGUGGUGAUGAAGCUGGCCAACAACAGUAUCCCAGGCCUCGGGACCACUGCGGGAAGCUGGAUUCAGGAAGAUGUGGCUGACACCUUGAGCAUGGAGAAGGCCUUGCUGCUGGUGUGUCACUCCUUCAGAGCUGACCGAGGCCUUUCCCCAGGCCUGUUGCCCUCCAAGCCCAGGAGGCCAGCCUGUAGGAGGUCCUGGCAGAGCUGCUUCUCCAGCUCCUCCUCAUCAGCCAGGGCCGUGGUGGGCAACAGCUGGCUUGUGAAGAGACGUCUUGGCCCCCGUGUUGCUGGAGGAUGGUAUCACGCGUCCUUGAGUCUCCAGCAGAGAGCACAGGGAGCAUCAGCAGGAGGAUUGUUGGCCCGCACCCUGAGCAAGUUGAUCAGGACAGGGUACUUGGUGGAUAGGCCAUGGGAGUCAGUGACCUGGGACUGGACACCACUCUGGAGGGUGCCUUUGGAGGGAAGGUAGGAAGGGAAAAAGCACAUGACUGAUACCUCACCGUGGGAUGAGAUGAUGUCACAGGGAGGGGCAGAGCCUUGCAGGGGAUUUGAACUGAUCCCAGGGGAGAAGUGUUGGGAAAUAGUGACCUAGGAUGAAAGGGGGUCUCCGAGCAGGAAUGGAAAAGGCAAAUCCAGGACUUCCGCUUCUCUAGAUGUAGCAGUUACUGAGGCCCUGGUUGUCCCUGGGGUCCAGCCUGACCUGAAGUCACCACCCAGCUGCCCAGCUACUCUCUACCCUGGCAGGGACCUCCAACCAUCAACCAUUCUUGUGUAGUCAGCAGGGCUUGCCCUGCCCCUAAGGACCCAGGCCUGGACCUCUGCAGCUGGGCUGUCCAGCCUCAGGAGUCAGUGUCCGGGUGUGAGCCCCACACCUGCUCUUCGUUCCCUUUGCAGGCCUGUUCUGAGACCUCUGGACACAAUUUUGGGUAACAAUGCAGCACGCUUUUUUGGCUGAGAUGCUCUUUCUGACCCAUCCCAGAAUAAAUGGAAACUUCAUGUGGUCAUUUGUUUCAUUCACGCAAC
This is a messenger RNA of Hippopotamus amphibius kiboko, 6661 nucleotides long. RefSeq names its product interleukin enhancer binding factor 3 (gene ILF3). Bases 270 to 2975 code for a protein of 901 amino acids. NCBI's taxonomy places the organism in Eukaryota, Metazoa, Chordata, Mammalia, Artiodactyla, Hippopotamidae. The record is from RefSeq and is a predicted model, not a curated record. Gene Ontology annotation, cellular component: precatalytic spliceosome. The transcript is spliced from 20 exons. Gene Ontology annotation, molecular function: single-stranded RNA binding; double-stranded RNA binding.